Molecule: messenger RNA, 1146 nt
Organism: Penicillium manginii
Lineage: Eukaryota; Fungi; Ascomycota; Eurotiomycetes; Eurotiales; Aspergillaceae
Product: proteasome inhibitor PI31 family protein
Exons: 2
Biological process (GO): proteasome-mediated ubiquitin-dependent protein catabolic process
Molecular function (GO): endopeptidase inhibitor activity; proteasome binding
Source: RefSeq, a predicted model, not a curated record
AUGGCAAGAACAGAAACACUGGACCCUCAACGCGUCCUCGACCUAGCCACCAAAGCUCUUGGCGAGGGGCAGCCGAGUCUCAAAACACCCUAUGAAGCCGUCGCGCUGGUCGGACACACCUGUAUGGUGGCCGUGGGCUUCAGAUUGGUAGGACUCGGAGAAGACCACAAUCUGGAAUCAUCUACAGACAGCCCCGCCCUCCCCGCAGAAUGGAAUACUAACGAUACAUUUGCCUUCCGAUACGCGCACGAACAAUCGUCCAUGCAGUACCUGCUCAAAGUGAGCCGCCUCGGUAGCAAUGUCGUUGUGAAUGCGCUGGCUUUAGGCGAUGAUCGUACCAGCUCCUUCGACCUCCCCGUCAAAGACUAUAUCUCCGGAUCGGCAGUUCCAUUGCCCGCUACUGAGAAUGUCGCCAGUGCCCUGCAGGAUGUAUUCAUCUCCUCUGCGCGACUAAAUGACUUGAUCGGAUUAUUCAAAAUCAACGUGAUUCAAAAACUUGCGCCGGGACUAUACAAGGAAGGAUACGAGGAUACCAACCGACAUAUUCGGCCAGAGGCAGAGCCACGACGUGAUCCCCUCCGCGAGGACUUCCCACAGCCCGCACGUCCAUACCCAUUCAACGACCCCCUGGCCGCAGGACCGCGCAUGCCAAACCCACCGGAUUUCGCCCCGCCCGGAUUCGAGGAUGAAUUUGAGAUCCAUCGGCCUCCUCGUGGAUAUCCCCCAGGUCUAGGCGGAGGAAGAAGCCCCUACAAUAUCGGAGACAGAGAUCUAUACCCCGCUGGAAUGGCUCCUCAUGAUCCACUCCGUGGGACUAUGGGUCCUGGGUUUGGGGGUGGCGGUGGUAUGCAUCCCACCUUUGAUGAUCCUCUCUUCGGUGGCCCAGGUGGUGGCAGUGGAGCGUAUGAUCCUCGUGCUCCGCCGGGUGCGAGAUAUGACCCUGUUGGUCCUGGUGAUCCUCCCAUGGGCCGCAACCAAGGACCCCGAGGGCCAUUUGGCCGAGGGGGGUCCUGGCGGAGGCUUUGGGGGGAGGCUUCGGUGGAUUUGGAGGAGGGUUUGGAGGAGGCGACAUCAUUUAAGCUUUCUUGGGCUACCGGCACGACUUGGAAUGAAAUGAACCAUGAUGAUGAUUGCUAUGAAAAUAAA